AUGAGUGACGCCGCCCCCGCCCGUGACCCGCGCGAGCCGCGCUUCCCCGUGAUCGUCAAGCACCCGACCUUCGACGACGUGAAGGCCAACUUCAGCGCGGGCGACUACACGCGGUUUCUCGGCGUCAGCGCCUUCUCCUUCCCCGCGGGCUACGUCUUCGGCCUGAAGCUGCACCGUCACGUGGCGGUGCCCUCCAUGGUGGUCACGGGCGUGCUGGGCUCGCUCGGCGGCUUCCUGUGGGCCUUCCAGAACUCGUCCUUUCGCCUGCAGGGCUACAAGGCGAACCCGGUCGAGGUGAAGCAGUACAUCACCAGCAAGGAGCAGUAA
Messenger RNA from Phytophthora sojae, 327 nucleotides. RefSeq lists its product as hypothetical. Lineage: Eukaryota; Oomycota; Peronosporomycetes; Peronosporales; Peronosporaceae. The transcript is spliced from 2 exons. The record is from RefSeq and is a predicted model, not a curated record. The coding region runs from base 1 to 327 and encodes 108 amino acids.